Molecule: messenger RNA, 7062 nt
Organism: Oreochromis aureus
Lineage: Eukaryota; Metazoa; Chordata; Actinopteri; Cichliformes; Cichlidae
Product: sterile alpha motif domain-containing protein 9-like
Exons: 5
Coding region: 648-5249 (1533 amino acids)
Cellular component (GO): cytoplasm
Molecular function (GO): protein binding
Source: RefSeq, a predicted model, not a curated record
ACUCCACAAAUCCCGCAAAUGAUUCACUUCGUUCCAUUUGAAUCAGGUACCGAAGCAGUUACGUGCGUAAUGAAGCUUCGGACGUCACUGGUCACGUGACUUUUGCCAAACGAAGCAAGCCUCGACACAGUGCUUCUGAACCAGUGUGUUGUUUUUUUCGACACACGCUCCGGAGCGUCAGCUUCAAGCGGGCCAUCACUAGUUGCAAUAGCUGAAAGGCGUCUUUUUUCAAACUUAGCUUUCAAUACAGCAUUUUUAGUUCCAGGGCUUCAUUCCAGGGAGCAGAAAGCUAAUAUCUGAGAGUGUGUUAGCCCUGAGAUGAGGGAAAUUAUUUCAGUUCCAUAAAGAGAAUAUGACUUAUGCCUAUCACUGGACUAAGACCGCCGAGGCUAAAGGCUAGCCCGGACUGCUUGGCUUCGCCAAGGAGGCAGCCGCUAUGGACUAUCGGAGAGCUGGACUGUGACUGGCUAACGUGCUGUAGCAGAGACAGCAUCGGGUCCGCAGGGAGUGGAUUUAGUGUGGGACUGGUGAAUGGCGACCUACCGAUCAGCUGAACUAAAUACUGAAAGAGGGAUGAUCAACUAAACCUGGUGCUCUAUAGUCUUGUCGAUGUGAAACAAUAAAAAGUGGAAAGCAGCUGCUCAGACAUGGAGUGGUGUGAGCUGCCGUAUAACAGCUGGACAGAAUCUCAUGUUAGUUCCUGGCUGAAAUCCAUUGGAAUAAAAGAAAUGUACAGAGUAAAAAUAUUGGAGGAGGAAGUGACGGGACCAGUACUCAAAAUUGUAGACCGGGAUUUCCUCAACAAAACAAUUGGAAUGAAAAGUGGCCAAAUUAAACUCCUGCUGAAGAAACGAGAUGAGCUUUUAAUACCGGAAGAGCAGAAAAUAAAAAAUAAAAGUGAUUUGCCUCGCAAGUGUAGAGAUGGCAAAAAAGAAGCUGAUACAGAUGUAGGACAAGAAUCAAAGAUUUCAUCACAAGAACUAUGUGAUGGAGCAGAGGAUAAAAAUAUUCCUACAGAGAGCAAUGACAACAUAUCCACUACGGAAGUGAUUUUCUGUGACUAUCGUAAAUUUGACCAGGAUGAAAAGGACUUCAGGUAUGUGAAACAUCAUGUACUUCCUCCUGAGACAGGGACUGAAAACAUGAUGGUUCCAUGUCAUGAAUAUAAGUCACUUGAGAUUGCGCACACACUAGACUCAGACAGGUUACGAGUAAAAGUAGCCAGUGAAGUGUUAAGAUUUGCAUGUGCAUGCAUGAAUAUGAGAGCAAAUGGGACAAUUCACUUUGGCAUCAUGGAUAAAGUCACAGGAACUCACAAGCAUGGAGAAAUCAUCGGGAUACCUGUAAACAACCGAGAAGACUUUAUAGAAGCAUUAAACUACAUUGAAAGGUGCUUUGAAGAGUCACAACACAAAGUUGAUGCCAGGAGUUGCAUAAGGCACCCGCGAUUCAUUGAGGUGCUUGACAAGGAAAGUAGUGGGAACACAUGGGUCAUUGAAUAUGACAUUGUCCCAAAAGCGAGCAUUGUAAAAGAUAAGCUUUACUCUGUUUGUGUUCCUAAAUUCUCUGAGAAAGAAGGCAAAGGAAAGUGUGAGAAAGAGAAAAUUCCCUAUCACAGAGUUGGAGCAAAAACACCACGUGUACUUAAAGAUGAUCUUGUUCGUUUCAUUCAAGGACUGAGAGAAAAAGACCAACAGAGAGAGGAGGCAGAAUCUACAAGCAAUGAAACUCCUCUGGAGUUUGAAGAGGAUCAAAAGAGGAAACUUUCUAUCCUCCUAACAUGUGGGAGAAAAUACAUGGACAACUCUCUCUUUUACAUAGUUGUAACAAACAAAUUCCAACCAGCGCAUCUUGACAGCAUAAGCUUCUUAGUUCACAUGAAUUUAUUCUGUGUGUUUGACUUUGACCCAGAUUCAAAGACAUCUGGUCUUUGUGGAAAAUACAAGAAACAGAAACCAGCAAUAAACACUCACUUUUUUGAUGACUAUGCAAAAGACAAGAGAAUUGCAACUGAUGACAUCGAAAAGUCUUUACAACUUUUUGAGAGAAUAAGUUGGAUUUUCUGCAAUGGUAUAAACAACUUCCCUGGUGGAGAACAACCCUGUGAUGAGAAAACCUGGCUCAAAGACAGAAAAAAGAAACUGAAAAAAGUAGUGUCACUCAUCUGCAAUGACAUCCUUCCCAAACGUUCAUUUGUUGUUCUCUUCCUGCUCAUGUCUGAUGUUGAACAGCCAAUUGUUGAGACUUUCCAUGAAUUCUAUUCAGAAAUGACUGGCCAUGAAUUUUUGGCAGUUAUAUCAGAGUCAAAGGAAAACUACAAGAAGUGGUCAAGUCUUGCCCAGGUGUCCUCCCCCAUUUCUGAUCUCAAAGAAAUCAGCAUUGUUGAAAUGCCACUGAGUCACGUGGAUGCCACAGUUCAAAGCAUUCAACUAUUGAAAAAUCAAUCCACAAGGACAUUACCAGUCCUAAAUGGAGGCGUAUGCUUCCUAAAGUCUGAUGAAGAGUCUAUGCUAGAUUCUUUGGAAAUCAUCGGUGUUGACCAGUGUGAUGAUACAAAACUAGAGAUCAUGAGUGAAGAGAAAAUCAAACAAACUGAGAGCUACUUCUAUCGAGGUGGAAAGAUCAACUGGAUCAACUUCUGGCUUGCUGAUAAACACAAGUGUGGGGUGAUUAUAGAGAGAGAUGCCUACAAAGAAGCAAAUACCUUACUAGACAAAAUAGCACAUUGUCCCAAAGCCAAAUGCCCCAUAGAGAGUGUGAACAUAUACCAUCAUCCAGGUAGUGGUGGAAGUACAGUGGCACGGCAGAUCCUCUGGAGGUGGAGAAAUAAAGUGCGAUGUGCAGUUGUUAAGCAGGGUAAGGAACUCACAACUGUCUGUGAACAUGCAGUGAAAUUGAGGGAACAUAAUGAGACAGACAAAAGCAAAUGUCUCCCAGUACUGCUCCUGCUAGAGGACCACAAUCCACAUUACAUCAAUAACAUCAAAGUGCACCUUCAAAAUGUCAUUGCAACCAAAAAGAUAAGUCCAUCUGUGUUGUGCUUUAUCCUGCUCAUCUGCAACAGAUCAAAUGAUCCAGAAUAUAUAUGCAGAAAAUCAUCAUCUAAAACAGUUGCAGUCACUCACAAAUUAUCCAUAGAAGAGAAGCUUCUGUUCUCAAAAAAGCUUGAGCAACUCAAACUGCAAUUUGAACCUGACUUUAUCCUCACAUUUGUACUGAUGACUGAAGGGUUCGAGCGAAGCUACAUUAAAGACUUUGUAAAAAAUCUUCUAGAUAAAAUCGAUCAUUCAUCAUCCACAACUCGUCUCAUCAGAUUCGUGGCUCUCCUGAAUUGCUACGUAAAAGAUUCGUACAUGUCUGUGUCACACUGUGAAGCAUCUCUCGGCAUCGCAACAUAUAUGGAUAGAACUCAGUACCAUGCCUUUGUGGAUCAUCUAAGUGAUGAAGCCAGGCUCAUUUUUAUCCACCUUAAAGAAAGUUCAACACACAUCCAAUCCAUACGAAUUAUUCAUCCACUGGUGGCAGAAGAAAUUUUGAGUCAUCUGUCUGCUAAUUUGCCUCAGAAUGAUAUUGCCAAGGAUCUUGUCAGUGACAAGGUACUGAUCAAUCACAGGUUUGGCAGAGAUGAAUUUCUGAGGUUUGUCAGAGCUCUUUUCAUUAGACGCAACAAGAAGAGCAGAGGAGAUCCUAAAGACACAAGUUUUUCACCACUUAUUGAGCAUGUCUGCAGUGUUGAUGAAGAGGGUGUUCAGAAAGCUGUUGAGCUCAUGAAAGCUGCUUACAUAGAUUUAGGAGAGGAUGCAUUUGUAGCACAACAGCUUGCUCGGUUGCUUUACACAAAUCUUGGAUUUGAAGAGGCUCUUGAAUGGGCAGAGAAAGCAAAAUCUCUUCUUCCAUAUAACACAUUUAUACUCGACACCGUGGGACAAGUGUAUAAGCGGUGGUUUUAUCACAUGCGUGAUACCCCUGAAGAAAAACAGCCAUCUCCUGAAAGGUGCACCGAAAUCAUACACACAGCACUCAGAGGAAUUUCUGCCUUUCGGGCUUCUGAAAAAACACCUAAAAAAGAGACUGUCAACCUUAGCUCAUACUAUGGGGAAGUAGAUGUUGGCUGCAGCCUCCUAGAAUUCCUGUCAGGACUAGAUGUUUUUUCAAACGCUACUGGAAAGCUUAUGGACUACCUGCUGACAGACUACAUACCGGCAGAGGUCAAAAGACCCUGGCAGAAAUUUCAUCAACAGUUGAAAGGCUUACAGAGGAGCUUGAGCCAAGCACUUGAAUGCAUUUCUGAGGAACUCAGCUAUUUUCAAACUGACAUUAAUGAGGAGGAUGAAGAGCUUGAUGCCAGGGAUCCAGAGCAAGUGCACAAGCCAAGAGAGUGGCUGACAGACAAGAGUGCUGUAUAUGCUGGGUUUUUUUGUCUUACACCAGAUGAGAGUGGUCAAGCAACUGAAAUCAAUGAGAUUGACAUGGCUGGUCCACUUGUAAAGCUUUCUCCAUUCCAAAGACAGAUGAAGACCUACAGCCUUGGUGGAGGAAAUAUUACAUCCAUCCUCUCACUACUUUAUGACAAGAAUCCAAAGGACGCAGGAAAAAAACUUGAGGACAUCUUUAGCCUGUACCCAGAAAACCUGACCUGGAAGGACCUUGAUCCAACAGAACUCACAAACUUCAUCUUUUGCCAGAUAGCUCUCAACUGUAUUCUACCUGGUUCCUCAAAGCUCAUGUCUCUUAAAAAGUUACAAGAACUCAGCAAGAGAUUUGUGACAAAACGGAAAAACAUGUCAUCGGCAAAUGCUCUGUUCCUUCUCUUCCUUCUGUUUUGGCCCGAGACAAGUGAUGAAGUCAGUCAUAAUGACACUGAAAUUCUUUUAUCUGCCAUUGAUGCACUUCAAAAACUCUAUGAGCAAAAGAUUCAACAUAGGUCUGAGAGGAAAAGCAAGAUCAUAACUCACUUCUUUCUGGGAAAGGCAAGAGGUCUUAACAAGAUUGUUCACAGAAGCACUCUAGGAAACGCAAAAUGGCGUACAGGAGAAAUAUGGAAGACAGAAAAAGUUGUGAACCUUCUCAAACGGGUUGAAGGGUGGACAGAAAAUGAAAACUUGUUUGUGAAGUGUGGAAGCAGUGGCAAGAUCAGAGUCAUUCCUGUGUACAGUCACUCCCUGCCUCAUGGAAACGAAAAGGUAAACUUCUACUUGGGCUUUUCAUUUGAUGGUGUAGUUGCCUGUAACAUCGAAGUGAUGGACUAAUGUCUUCAGUGUAACUCUCCAAUAAAUAAUAAGUAAUAGUAAAUCUAGUUUACAUGAUCUUGAGCUAUAAAGAGUUACAGAGUCAAAUUUAAUAAGGCCUGUGUGAAACAAGAGUUAUUUCUUUCUGAGUUUGUUAUUGUUUCAGUUCCAAAUACCUUUUUUUUGCAUGUACCACUGAUCUUUAUAAUUAUAAAUAAAUAAAUAAAUAAUAAAUAAAUUUUUAUUUAUAUAGCACCUUUCAAGACAGAAUCACAAAGUGCUGCACAUAAAAUUACAAGUCAUAAAAAGAUUUAAAAAGACUAAAUAAAACAGGCAAAAUAUUAACCAAAAGCAGUUUUAAAAAGGUGAGUUUUGAGUUGUUUUUUAAAAACAGCUACUGAGUCGACAGUUCUUAAUGCUUGGGGGAGAGAGUUCCACAGUCUAGGGGCCACAGUGGCAAAAGCUCUAUCACCCUUAGUCCUCCUCUUAGUAUUUUUUAUAGCAAGUAAGCCCAGAUCAGAUGACCUCAAAGACCUGCUAGGGACAUAGGGCUGUAGCAGAUCAAAGAUGUAGGCAGGUGCCAGUCCGUGCACAGCUCUGUAGGUCAAGACCAGGAUCUUAAAAUCCACUCUAAAUUUAACAGGAAGCCAGUGUAACUGAGAUAACAACGGUGUCACAUGUGAGUACUUGGAGGAUCUUGUCAAAAGCCUAGCUGCAGCGUUUUGCACAACCUGCAGACGAUCCAGAGAACCUUUGGUAAGACACAUAAACAGCGAAUUACAAUAAUCCAAGCGUGACGAGAUAAAUGCAUGUAUAGCAAUCUCCAGUUCAGAUCGAGAUAAAAUCGGGUUUAGCCUAGCCACAUUUCUUAAAUGAUAAAAACAAGACCGAACCAGAGAUUUGACAUGCCCAUCCAAUGUGAAACUGGAGUCAAAGGUGACACCUAAAUUCCUGACAGAGGAUUUAACAUAGAGUGAGAGAGGACCAAGGGCUUUCACUAUCUGCGAUAGAAAUCUAUCAGGGGCGCAUACGAGGACUUCGGUUAUUUAAGUCCGGUUAAUUAUGACAACUGUAACACAUAUGCACACAAUGCUGCAUUAAUAUAACUCCUUACUGUGAUGGAUAUAUGGAGUUAAACUUGUACUGUUCUAACAGUAGUUCAUAUUGGUAAUUACAUUUGAUUCACGUUUGUGUUGACUUGUCUGUACUGAAAAUCAAUGUUGUUUCUUUACUUCUAGAAUUGUGAUGUUGUAUUUGCCCACAAAAAUGUCUUAAAAAGAGUUUUUAAUCCAAAUUACAUUUUUACUUGGAUAAAUAAAGGAUAACAAAAAUAAAAAGAAGAAUGUUCAAAAAGUCAGAGUUUAAAAAAAAAACAUGCAAAAAAAAAAAGAAUCACUGUAAAUAAUUUCUGAAACUAUUUUUAACAGUGUUUACAUUUGGAAAAAUGUGGAACAUUGUGUUUUUCUGUUGUUAGCAUUUUUUUUUUUAAUGAUCUUUGAAUGGUGAAACAAAGUGUGCCUCAUUUCUGAAAAAAAAAGGAUAUUCUUGAGAGACUGCAAAUGUGUUCUGAGAUCAUUUUAAUGUGAGACAAUACAGUUCUUUUACAGACUUUCAUGUAAAUACAGACUGCUUUCCUACAAGGCACAAGCAUUGCUUUUUCUACUUGACAAUAUUUGAUGAUAGCACUUUCUUAACUUACUGUUUUUAUUCAUUUUGUGUUUGUAUCAUGAAAUGUAGAAAUGUUAUUUGCAUUUACAUUUAUUUAGUGAAAACCUCAGUGUUCAACAUCCAGUGCAGAAAAAAUACAAGGUAAAUAAAGUUAAAUACAUCAGAA